Messenger RNA from Zophobas morio, 951 nucleotides. Its product is annotated as oocyte zinc finger protein XlCOF19-like. The coding region runs from base 1 to 951 and encodes 316 amino acids. The transcript has 4 exons. The record is from RefSeq and is a predicted model, not a curated record. Gene Ontology annotation, cellular component: nucleus. NCBI's taxonomy places the organism in Eukaryota, Metazoa, Arthropoda, Insecta, Coleoptera, Tenebrionidae. Gene Ontology annotation, biological process: regulation of gene expression.
AUGUUUUUGUUGACACUGUCGGAAAAUAGAGGAUUUGAAUGUAUACGAUGUUCUAAGACAUUUUCAUCUAAACCUAACUUGCGACAACAUUUGAAGCGUCAUAGGGAAAAAACUUUAAAGUGCCCCCAGUGCGACAAACAUUUUAUAUUUAACAGCGAAUUAAAAAGUCAUAUUAGCAGCUUGCACACAGAGUCAAGAGAAAUAUUCAAGUGUGAGAUAUGUGAUUUCACUUGCCAAACUAAAAGGACUUUAAUAAAUCACGUGGCUAGAGUCCAUACAAAAGACUUUCUGUACAAAUGCCAAAGCUGUGACAAGGGUUACAUGAGUAAGGAGGCACUGGAUUCCCAUGAAAAGAUACAACAUCAGGGCGAACGUUACGUUUGUCAACAUUGUGGAAAAGUUUAUUUGAGUAAACAAAGUUUUACAAAACACUGCAACAGUCACGAUUCCAACCACAUCGAGAAAGUUUUUACUUGCCAAAAGUGUUCUGUUGUGUAUCGCUCUUAUUCUGGAUACGCUCGACAUAUGAAGGGACACAAGGGACCAUUGCCAAGUUAUAUUUGUGAUAUUUGUGGAAAAAGGGUAAUCACAGCAGCGGGUUUGAGUUAUCACAAAAAAACACACACAGGAGAAAGGAAUCAUUUGUGUGGUACUUGCGGCAAGGGUUUUAUCAAAAGACAGGAGCUGGAAGUUCAUGCGAGGGUUCAUACGAAAGAACGGCCAUUUCAAUGUUUGAUGUGUAGUAAGCGAUUCACACAGAAAAGUUCGCUUAAUAUACACAUGAGAUACCACACUGGCGACCGACCAUAUGGGUGCGAGUUGUGUUCGAAAAAAUUUAUCACUAAUACUUUGUUGAAAGAUCAUAAAUUAUCUUUAUUUUCGACACGAAUAUGUGCUGUUGGAUAUGAUUAUCAAAUAGUUUUUAGUAUUGUUGACAGUGACGAAAAAUAG